Drosophila persimilis is the source of this 1063-nucleotide messenger RNA. It is a transcript of the gene Ctu1, whose product is annotated as cytoplasmic tRNA 2-thiolation protein 1. The record is from RefSeq and is a predicted model, not a curated record. Gene Ontology annotation, biological process: tRNA wobble position uridine thiolation. Lineage: Eukaryota; Metazoa; Arthropoda; Insecta; Diptera; Drosophilidae. The transcript is spliced from 3 exons. The coding region runs from base 32 to 1063 and encodes 343 amino acids. Gene Ontology annotation, cellular component: cytosolic tRNA wobble base thiouridylase complex; mitochondrion. Gene Ontology annotation, molecular function: tRNA binding.
ACAAUCACGAAAUCCGAAUGUGCAUCUGAAAAUGCCAAUAAAUUGUAAGGCAAAAUGUGGCAAAGCGGCAGCGCUCAAGCGCCCAAAAACUGGAGAUGCCCUGUGCAAGGAGUGUUUCUUUGCCGCCUUUGAGGCUGAAAUCCACCACACGAUCACCUCGAGCAAGCUGUUCCGGCGGGGUGAGAAGGUAGCCGUAGCAGCAAGCGGUGGCAAGGAUUCUACGGUUCUGGCACACGUGAUGAAACUGCUGAAUGAGCGCCACGAUUACGGUCUAGAGCUUGUUUUGCUUUCCAUUGACGAGGGCAUUACUGGCUAUCGAGAUGACAGUCUGGAGACGGUUAAACAGAAUCGCGACGAUUAUAAAAUGCCACUUAAAAUCUUGUCCUACGAGGAGCUUUACGGCUGGACUAUGGAUCGCAUUGUGUCGCAGAUCGGACGCUCCAACAACUGCACAUUUUGCGGAGUAUUUCGGCGUCAGGCGUUGGACAGGGGCGCAAGGCUGUUGUGCGUCGACAGCAUAGCUACUGGCCACAACGCAGACGAUAUUGCAGAGACUGUGUUGAUGAAUGUACUGCGUGGUGACACGGCUCGUCUACGACGUUGCACGGACAUCCGAACUGGUGGUGGCGAAGAUUCCAUACCGCGUGUCAAGCCACUCAAAUAUAGCUACGAAAAGGAGAUUGUCAUGUACGCGCACUACAAGAAGCUGGUCUACUUUUCGACAGAAUGCGUCUUUGCUCCGAACGCGUAUCGGGGUCACGCCAGGGCUUUCUUGAAGGAUUUGGAGAAAGUGCGCCCCUCCGUCAUAAUGGACAUCAUCUACUCGGGCGAGCAAUUGCGCUUCAAAGAUACGGCCAAAAACCCUGUACGCGGCACGUGCAAUCGCUGCGGCUUUAUUUCGUCCCAGCAACCAUGCAAGGCCUGUGUUCUGCUCGAGGGUCUCAACCGUGGACUGCCCAAGCUGGGCAUAGGAAAGAAGUCCAAGGGCGAUCGCAUGAUCGCCAAGCAGGACCAAGAGCUGGCCCUUCGAGAACGUGCAAAUUUAGUAAAAAACGAUUUUUAA